Galeopterus variegatus (Sunda flying lemur) is the source of this 4797-nucleotide messenger RNA. It is a transcript of the gene KLB, whose product is annotated as klotho beta. NCBI's taxonomy places the organism in Eukaryota, Metazoa, Chordata, Mammalia, Dermoptera, Cynocephalidae. The record is from RefSeq and is a predicted model, not a curated record. The transcript has 5 exons. Gene Ontology annotation, biological process: carbohydrate metabolic process; fibroblast growth factor receptor signaling pathway. Bases 98 to 3235 code for a protein of 1045 amino acids. Gene Ontology annotation, molecular function: fibroblast growth factor binding; hydrolase activity, hydrolyzing O-glycosyl compounds; fibroblast growth factor receptor binding.
AUCCUAAGACUCACAGUUCAAGCUAAUCAUUGACAGAGCUUUACAAUCACAAGCUUUUACUGAAGCGUUGAUAAGACAGUCCAGCAGUUAGUGGCAAAUGAAGCCAGGCUGGGCGGCAGGAUCUCUAGGGAAUGAAUGGAUUUUCUUCAGCACCGAUGAAAGAAGCAUACGCUACAGGAAAACAAUGUCCAACGGGGGACUGCAAAGGUCUGUCAUCCUGUCAGCAUUUAUUCUGCUAGGAGCUGUUACUGGACUCUCUGGAGACGGAAGAGCUAUAUGGUCUAAAAAUCCUAAUUUUAGUCCGGUAAAUGAAAGUCAGCUCUUUCUCUAUGACACUUUCCCUAAAAACUUUUUCUGGGGUGUUGGAACUGGAGCAUUUCAAGUGGAAGGGAGUUGGAAGAAGGAUGGAAAAGGACCCUCUAUAUGGGAUCAUUUCAUCCAUACACACCUGAAAAAUGUCAACAGCACAGGUUCCAGUGACAGUUAUAUUUUUCUGGAAAAAGACUUAUCGGCCCUGGAUUUUAUAGGAGUUUCUUUUUAUCAAUUUUCUAUUUCUUGGCCAAGACUUUUCCCCGAUGGAAUAGUAGCAGUUGCCAACGCAAAAGGUCUCCAGUACUAUAACACGCUUCUGGACGCUCUAGUGCUUAGAAACAUAGAACCUGUAGUUACUUUAUACCACUGGGAUUUGCCUUUGGCGCUACAAGAAAAAUAUGGGGGAUGGAAAAAUGAAACUAUGAUAGAUCUCUUCAAUGACUAUGCCACAUACUGUUUCCAGACGUUUGGGGACCGUGUCAAAUAUUGGAUUACAAUUCACAACCCAUAUCUAGUUGCUUGGCAUGGGUAUGGGACAGGUAUGCAUGCUCCUGGAGAGAAGGGAAAUUUAGCAGCUGUCUAUGCUGUGGGACACAACCUGAUCAAGGCUCAUUCGAAAGUGUGGCAUAACUACAAUGUAAAUUUCCGCCCACAUCAGAAGGGUUGGUUAUCGAUCACAUUGGGAUCCCAUUGGAUUGAGCCGAACAGAUCGGAAAACAUGAUGGAUAUACUCAAGUGUCAACAAUCCGUGGUUUCUGUGCUCGGAUGGUUUGCCCACCCCAUCCAUGGGGAGGGCGACUAUCCAGAGGUAAUGAAAGAGAAGUUGCUCUCCAUUCUCCCCCUUUUUUCUGAGGCAGAGAAGAAUGAAGUGAGAGGCACAGCAGAUUUCUUUGCCUUUUCCUUUGGCCCCAACAAUUUUAAGCCCCUGAACACCAUGGCUAAAAUGGGGCAAAAUGUGUCCCUCAAUUUAAGAGAAGUGCUGAACUGGAUUAAACUGGAAUAUGGCAACCCUCGAAUCUUGAUUGCUGAGAAUGGUUGGUUCACAGACAGUCGCGUGAAAACAGAAGAUACCACAGCCAUCUACAUGAUGAAGAAUUUCCUCAACCAGGUUCUUCAAGCAAUAAGGUUUGAUGAAAUACAAGUGUUUGGUUACACUGCCUGGUCUCUCCUGGAUGGCUUUGAAUGGCAGGAUGCCUAUACCACCCGCCGCGGAUUAUUUUAUGUGGAUUUUAACAGUAAACAGAAAGAAAGAAAACCCAAGUCUUCGGCACAUUACUACAAACAGAUCAUACAAGAAAAUGGUUUUGCUUUUUUAAAAGAGUCCACACCAGAUGUGCAGGGUCAGUUUCCCUGUGACUUCUCCUGGGGUAUCACUGAAUCUGUUCUUAAGCCGGAGUCUGUGGCUUCCUCCCCACAGUUCAGUGAUCCUCACCUGUAUGUGUGGAAUGCCACAGGCAACAGACUGCUGCACCGAGUGGAAGGGGUGAGGCUGAAAACACGGCCAGCUCAAUGCACAGAUUUUGUCAGCAUCAAAAAACAACUUGCGAUGUUGGCAAAAAUGAAAGUCACCCACUACCGGUUUGCUCUGGACUGGGUCUCAGUCCUUCCCACUGGCAAUCUGUCCUCAGUUAACCGACAAGCCCUGAGGUACUACAGGUGUGUGGUCAGCGAGGGGCUGAAGCUCAGCAUCUCCCCCAUGGUCACCUUGUACCACCCGACCCACGCCCACCUAGGUCUCCCCGAGCCUCUGCUGCACCGCGGCGGGUGGCUAAAUCCAUCGACAGUCAAGGCCUUUCUGGACUAUGCAGGGCUGUGCUUCCAGGAGCUGGGGGACUUGGUGAAGCUCUGGAUCACCAUCAAUGAGCCCAACCGGCUGAGUGACAUCUACAACCGCACUAGUAACGACACUUACCGGGCAGCCCACAACCUGCUGAUCGCCCACGCCCUGGUGUGGCACCUCUACGACCAGCAGUACAGGCCGGCCCAGCGCGGAGCCGUGUCGCUGUCUCUGCACUCGGACUGGGCGGAGCCCGCCAACCCCUACGCCGACUCGCACUGGACGGCGGCUGAGCGCUUCCUCCAGUUCGAGAUCGCCUGGUUCGCAGAACCCCUCUUCAAGACAGGGGACUACCCGCUGGCCAUGAGAGAGUACCUCGCCUCCAAGAACAGGCGAGGGCUCUCCAGCUCCGCGCUGCCCCGCUUCACCGAGGACGAGAGGAGGCUGGUCAAGGGCGCGGCCGACUUCUACGCCCUGAACCACUUCACCACCAGGUUCGUGAUGCACGAGCAGCAGAGCGGCAGCCGCUACGACGCGGACAGGGAUGUGCAGUUCCUGCAGGACAUCACCCGCCUGAGCUCCCCCACGCGCCUGACCGUGGUGCCCUGGGGAGAGCGCAAGCUGCUGCGGUGGAUCCGGAAGAACUAUGGAGACUUGGACAUCUACAUCACGGCCAACGGCAUCGAUGACCAGUCUCUGGAAAAUGACCAGCUCCGAAAAUACUACUUGGAGAAGUACAUUCAGGAGGCUCUGAAAGCAUACCUGAUUGAUAAAGUCAAAAUCAAAGGCUAUUAUGCAUUCAAACUGACCGAAGAAAAAUCUAAACCCAGAUUUGGAUUCUUCACAUCUCAUUUCAAGGCUAAAUCCUCAAUACAGUCUUACAACAAACUGAUCAGCAGCAAUGGCUUCCCUCCCGAGAACAGUAUUCCUAGAUGCAGUCAAACUCAAAGAAACACAGAGUGCACUGUCUGCUUAUUUCUUAUGCAGAAAAAACCAUUGAUAUUCUUUGGUUGUUGCUUUUUUUCCACUCUGGUUCUACUUUUAUCAAUCACCAUUUUUCACAGGCGAAAGAGAAGAAAACACUGGAAAGCAAAGAACUUACAACACAUACCAUUAAAGAAAGGCCACGAGAGAGUUCUUAGCUAAACUGAUCUCAUUUCUGUCUGCAUGAUAGAAAGUUUAAAAAUUCACUCCAGUUCCAUAUACUGGUAAUUUACAGAAGAUAUACCUGUAUUCUAUAACAACAAUUUGAGAUAAUGAGAUAAUGAAGGUGAUGACAAUCGAUGUCUCUGCUACGUGGUUCAAAUGAAUUCUCCUUUAGGUGUUGACACCAGUGAAUUCAGUUCUUGGAUCUGAACAGAAAAGCUUCACCCUGACAGACUGUAAGCUACGAGGAUUACCUGGUACACUGCUUCAUGAAGUUUGAGGAGCUGUUUUCCACCAUUCUUCUCUAAAUACCAAUAGCUACUUACGGUAAAAGAAAUUUCUGAAAAGUGAAACUUUCUGUUUUGUUAGACUCCAAGCAGAGAUUUUAAAUUCUUCUUUAAACUGGAUAGUCAGUGAUAUAUUCUGUCACUUUUAACAAGGUGCUUUAUCCUUUAGGUUAGGGUGGUUCUCAAAUGGAAAGAAAAAACCCAAUAGGGUAUGUAGUGCUGUCAACAGCCAGUUACAGCAUACUCUUAAGCACAUCAAUCCCUUAGUUUUUAUCAACAGAAAUAAAAAUUACCAAGCACGUAUAAAACAUCUAAUUUUGCAAUUUUUAUUAGAUCUGAUUUUAAAAAAAUAACACGUAACUUCCAUAACUCAUCUCAUGGAAAGAUCACAGGACUAAGAUUAAGGAGAGCAAGACCUAACUACCUGUGAAGACAGGGAAGUCACUCAACUUCAUAGUAUAGCAACUUCUCCUUUAAAUAAAUUGGCAUCAUUCCUCCUGCACUGAUUUUUGAGAGGUGACAAACAAGAUUGGGUAUACUUAGGAAAGCUAAACAUCCUAAAAAGACGUAAAGUUUUACUUAUCAGUUAUCAAUAGUCGUCAAAGGGCAUUUUAUUCCCUAAGACUUGCUCUCUCCCCAGAGGAGCUUCACUAUACCGACACCACACGUAUAUAGGUACUUUUCAAGGUUUAGAAUGCAGCCAUAAUACCUGGACAUAGCAACUGUGACACUUUGGAUACAAUUCAGUAUGUUUACAGCCUGAAUGAGUUAAAAUUGUUUUUUUUUACAGAACCUUUUUAGAAUAGGAUUACAUAAAUUCUUAAAUCUGAACCUGAAUGGAGAGUUUGACUUUUUUUAAAAUAAACUGUACUUUAGACUUGUUCAGUGUAUUCUAAACAAUGGAGGGAAAAAACUUGACUAUAUCCAUUUAUACCUAUUCUUUCUUUAGAUUAGUCAACAUUUAAAUAACCACCCAUUACACACAGUAACUAGUCAUUGUCUGUCCCGUUAAGUCAAAAGAAAGUUCUUCUAUUCAAAAAAACUUUAGUAGGAAACUACCCUAAAUAAAGGCAACUGUGAUCGUAUUCCAAGUCCGCCUAUGUCAGAAGCCAAAUCCAGUACAUAAUUUUCUAAUUGAUAAUCAACAGCAGUAAUUUUCAAAGAUACUGCAAAGAGAUAAUAAAAUUGGUCAAUUCAAGCAAAUGCACACUGGGAAAGCGAUUUGCUACUUGACUAGCCAAAUUCUAACAGUAAAAUUUUGCUUAUGUUUUUCUG